ACACUGUCUCUAAGGACUUUAAAAAUCAAAGUAUGAAAAUGUUUAUUACCAUCACGUGGGUAGCUGUUUAUGUUGCAGUGUUCCAUAUUGGAAGCAGUCAUUGUGCUGUCAAGGUGUUGAGAGACCUUGGAAAGAUGAAGAUACAACCUCUGUAUAUGAACGUUUCAAUCGACGAGGCCCAGCAAUUUUCUACCUACUACGGACGAUUUCGCGGUCCCUCUGAUUCUGUAUAUGGUCCUGUCUAUGAUUUCUGUGAGGACGAUUUACAGUUGUUGAAAUUUGCGAAAGUGUCUGAUUCAGGAACCUUUUCGGAGUUCGAAGUCAUCAUGCGAUUACAAGUUUAUGGCGGGACUUGUUGGUUCUCCAUUAAGUCAGCAUCUGCAUCAGAAACAUACACACUUUUCUUAUACCCUAGCCAUACCUUCGUAUUAGAAAAAAAAUUAAGCCUACAAAAUAGAACACAGACCGAAUUUAUGGAAUCCAGUUGCAAGAUUGAGGUAACUAGUUCAAAUACAGAUGAAGUCACCAUUCGGUACACAGCUGCUGUUCAUGAUUGCGGCCAAGAAACUGAAGUUCUAAAUUCGAAGUACUUUGAUAUAUUGAUAAAUAAAAAUGGCAAGACUAAAGAAAUUUCUGGAUUGUAUAAUGAAGCUGGCAGAAAUUAUUUCAAUUAUGUAUCUACUUCCGAAAAGUUUGCAUUUGCAUCUGAGAAUUCCUAUGCAAUAUUUAACGAGGGCAACAUGGCCGCCGAUGGUGUUAAAAUUGACGGCUUUAAUUUUACGAUGAUGAUUCACGAUUUCCCUAAGGCAGAUUAUUAUCCCGUCUCUGUGACUCGUAUCUGGACUUUCACUAUCAUUUAACAGAAAUGGGCAUAUAAAAAGUUACAAAAGUUCAUUCUUAAAAUAUGAAAUAAAGAUUUUUUUUGAAAAUCUUAAA
Saccostrea echinata is the source of this 936-nucleotide messenger RNA. RefSeq lists its product as uncharacterized. Bases 33 to 860 code for a protein of 275 amino acids. The transcript has 3 exons. The record is from RefSeq and is a predicted model, not a curated record. Lineage: Eukaryota; Metazoa; Mollusca; Bivalvia; Ostreida; Ostreidae.